Schizophyllum commune H4-8 is the source of this 3151-nucleotide messenger RNA. RefSeq lists its product as uncharacterized. Gene Ontology annotation, biological process: negative regulation of transcription by RNA polymerase II. Gene Ontology annotation, cellular component: nucleus. Lineage: Eukaryota; Fungi; Basidiomycota; Agaricomycetes; Agaricales; Schizophyllaceae. Gene Ontology annotation, molecular function: RNA polymerase II transcription regulatory region sequence-specific DNA binding; DNA-binding transcription factor activity, RNA polymerase II-specific; zinc ion binding. The coding region runs from base 1 to 3039 and encodes 1012 amino acids. The record is from RefSeq and is a predicted model, not a curated record. The transcript has 7 exons.
AUGGAGGGCGCCACAGUGGAAAGCGCGCGCACGGCGCCUCCAGCAAACCCCAGCAGGCGAGGGAAAGGCAGGAACCGCGAUCAUGCAGGCGAACGCGCUACAGCGGGUGAAGGCUCACGACCCACUGCUACGACGGAGGGCGCGCCACGUCCCCACCACCCUCGACGACGUGGCGGACAAGGGCAGCAGUCGGAGAAGACGCGCGACUCCGAGGGGAACGCGCCAAAGAGGAAUCGCCCCAAGCCGGGACUUGCGGACGCGGACGGUCAGACUGCGUCCGCUGCUUCAUCGGAUGCUGGAGGCCCUUCAUCUGGUCACCCCAAUGGUGCGCGCCGUGGCGGGAGAAAUCGACGUGGUCAGCAGCGAUCGGGCGCACCAGAUGGAGCGUCUUCCGGCACUCCUUCACGCCCUCGCCCUCGACCCAAGGACAAACCCGUCGAACCCCCCGCCGAUGAUCUCACAUCUAUCCUCACCCACGCCCUCAAGACACCUCCCUACCCCGACUGCCCGAUCUGCUUCUCCCCAAUCCACCCCGCGCAGCCCACCUGGUCCUGCUCUCCCAACAUCCCCGUCAUCACGGAGGGCGAGGCGCAGUACUGCUGGACGACCUUCCACCUCAAAUGCAUCCGCCCGUGGGCCACGAAGAGCGUGAAGGAGAUGGCGGAGGCGUGGCGCGCGCGCAAUCAGGACAAGCCGGGCGACUGGCGCUGUCCGGGCUGUCAAGGGCGUCGGGAGGUCAUUCCGCCGGGCUACUGGUGCUUCUGCGGCUCGACACCCGAGCCGAAGCCACCGCGUCUGGCGACGCCGCACUCGUGCGCCGGGCCUUGCUCGCGUCCUCGCCCUAGUGGAUGCGGGCACGCGUGUCCCUUGACGUGCCAUCCGGGGCCGUGUCCACCGUGUCAAGUACGAAUAGAGCUCGAAUGCUACUGUCCGCGUCGGCGGGUCAUCGCAUUCCGUUGCUCGGGACGAGAAGCGAAUGCAGCGAACUUGGCUUCUUGCGGAGAGCCCUGCGGACGUCGCCUCUCUUGCGGCAAGCACACUUGCGAGAGGACAUGUCAUGAAGGUGAUUGCGGUCCUUGCGACAUCACCGAGACCGUGAAGUGCUAUUGCGGCAAGGAGGAGAAGGAAGUCAAGUGCGGCGAGGGAGAGGCGGAGGCCUGCGAGAUCGAAGGUGGCGAGACAUGGUUUGGGAGGUUUGCGUGCGGUCAGACUUGUGAUCGUCUCUUUGACUGUGGCGUCCACAAGUGCCAGAAGCCCUGCCAUCCGCCAUCACGAUCUGCACCACCGUGCCCUUUCUCCCCGUCUCUCGUCACUCGCUGCCCGUGUGGUCGACAUCCCGCGUCCGACUUUCCUACCCGCACCUCCUGCUCAGACCCCAUACCGACCUGCGAUAGCAAGUGCUCGAAGCCCCAUCCCGGAUGCAGUCACCCGUGCGAAGCGAAGUGUCAUACUGGGCCGUGCCCUCCUUGUUCCGUACCCAUCACCCGCCCAUGUCGCUGCGGCCUGUCGACGAAGAGCGUGCUCUGCUCCGAGAUCACUGGAGAUGGUGGUAGCGAGAUUCUGUGCGAUCGCCCAUGUCCCGCGCUGCGCGCUUGCGGACGACACCAGUGCAAUCGCAUAUGCUGCCCCCUGGCUGCUCUGGCGAAGGGGAAGGGCAAGAAGAAGCGCCCGCUCGGCACAGCGGAGGAGAUGAACGUCGGGGAAGAGCGUGGCGGUCUGCACGAGUGCGAUCUCGUAUGCGGGAAGCCGUUGACGUGCGGGAAUCAUCGCUGCGAGGAGCGCGAUCAUCGAGGACCGUGUCCGCCUUGUUUGCGUAGUUCGUUCGAGGAGAUGAUCUGCUUCUGCGGUCGAACCGUCCUCGAUCCUCCCAUCCCUUGCGGUACGAAGAUACGCUGCAACUACCAGUGCCCGAUGCCCCCGCCCCCCUGCGGCCACCCUCGCACGCAGCACACCUGCCACGACGACACGGUUAGCUGCCCGCCGUGCCCCUUCCUCACGACUAAGCUCUGCGCGUGCGGGAAGAAGGAAGUCCGCAAUCUGCGCUGCUCGCUCGAGCGCGAGAAGGUGAACUGCGGGACGCCCUGUGGUAAGCUGAUGCGCUGUGGGUUCCACCACUGCGAAAGGCUCUGUCACGCGGGCGAGUGUGGGGAGUGCACAGCAGUGUGCGGGAAGCCGAGGAAGUUGUGUUUCCCGGACAAGCACCCUUGUACACAGCCGUGUCAUGCGCCGGCGGCUUGUCCUGAGGAUGCGCCUUGCCAAGCGCUGGUGACUCUCAGCUGCCCCUGUGGUCGCAACAAGCAGAGCGUGCGCUGCGGCAACUGCACCGGGAGCGUCAAGAAGGAGCGCGCGCCACCGAAAUGUACGAACGAGUGCGCGAUCGCUAAGCGCAACGCGCGACUUGCGGAGGCGUUGGGCAUCUCGACGAAUGAUGCUGCGAAGGCUGACAAGGUUGAGUACAAGGACGAGGUCGUCGCGUUCGGCAGAGCGAAUCCGAAGUUCGUCGCGCUUGUGGAGAAGACGUUCAAGGAGUUCAUCGCGUCGGACAAGAAGACGCAAGUGCUCCCACAUAUGCCUCCCGAGCGGCGGAAGUUCGUGCACGAUCUCGCUGCCGUUUACAGGAUGGACACGAGAAUGAUAGACUCAGAGCCUCACACCAGCGUCCAGCUCUCACGCCGGAUCGACACGCGAAUCCCAAACCCCUCGCUCUACACGACCAUCACCACGAGCGCGCCUUCGGGCGGCGGUCUGGGCAAACUAGCUAACCUGCGGAUGGCGAAUUCGCCGGCGUGGCGCGCGCCAGCCUCCGCGACUCCCCCGGUGGUGCCCACCCCCUCCGCCUCGCCCCAGCCGGUGGCACCCAGGCCAGUAUCUGCGGCGCACGAGGCGUCGAGGGCGUCUCCGCAACCUCCUGCGGCGGCGGCCUCGUUGUCGGCGGCGCCCCCUCGUGCCGCGACGCGCACCCCGCAGGCAUCAGUACAGGCCCCCGUGGCCGCGGCGGCUUCAGGGGAGGUGCCAGAUAAUUGGGAGGACGAUGUUUAAUUUUUCGCCGCGACGACGCGAAGACGGAGGAUAAGCGGGUGAAGUAGACUAGAUAUACGUACUAUUCAAGGUAGAUAUCCCACUUGCUUUACGAAGAAAGCCUCCAGAGCCA